GCCCUGCGGUGCUUGCCUGCCCCAGGGAGCCCGUCCAUGUUGACAGUGGGCAGUGGAGCCUCCCCCUCGCCAGCCGGAGCUAUAUAAAGCCACCCGGACGUCCACAGCCCCGCUGCCCGCCGGUGACCAUGAAGGCUGUCGUCCUCACCCUGCUGGCCGUCGGCUUGGCCCUGCAGCCAAGCAGCGCCCUGCAGUGCUACUCCUGCGAGGACCAGGUCAGCAAUGAGGACUGCCUGCACGUGAAGAACUGCAGCCGCUCUGAGACCCACUGCUGGACCGAGCGCAUCCGUGCUGUUGGUGUCCUGACCAUCCUUAACAAGGGCUGCAGCUCGAACUGCGUGGAGACCUUCCAGGACUACUACUUGGGCAAGAAGAACAUCACGUGUUGCUCCACUAACCUGUGCAAUGUCGACGGGACCCACGCCCUGCAGCCGGCUCUUGUCUCUGUGGUGCUGCUCCCUGCUCUCAGUGGCCUGCUGCUCUGGGGCCCUAGUUGGAUGUAGGAUGCAGGACUCCACUGUGUCCCAGGGUCCCCGGGGCACUCUUCACACACACCUUGUCCCACUGAGGCCCCUCCUGGACCCUAACUCAGAUCGGGCCCUGGCCAUCUGCCCUUUCUAGGCUUCCAUGUCCCCCCCUCAAGGACUCUUGCCCAGCUCCCACUGCCCAGCAGGUUGGGCUCCAUUGAUGCGGAACAGCCUGCACACAGUCCAUACACCCCCCAUAUUCCAGCCUACCACUUAACCCUUGCUCAGGCAUGCUCUUCCUCCAGGAAGCCUUCCCUGGCCACUCCCUCCACCUUGACCAACUGAGCUAUGUCCCACUCAUGGGGUCAUGUGCAAUCAGCAAGGAGCAGGCACUCAGGAGGGCCCCACAAAAGCUGAGAUGAAAUGUGCUGAGUAGAAUUAGGGGCAGGGAGUGAGAGGGCCUGGGAGCCCCAAGAGAUGAGGUUUGGAGGGGGUCCAGCUCCCAAUGUCCCUGGGAAUCCUGGGGCAGUAACCCCAGCACCCAGUAGACCGUUAAUAAAGUCCCACUGACUCAGCCGCAAA
This is a messenger RNA of Suricata suricatta (meerkat), 1049 nucleotides long. It is a transcript of the gene PSCA, whose product is annotated as prostate stem cell antigen. The record is from RefSeq and is a predicted model, not a curated record. Lineage: Eukaryota; Metazoa; Chordata; Mammalia; Carnivora; Herpestidae. Bases 129 to 503 code for a protein of 124 amino acids. The transcript has 3 exons.